Molecule: messenger RNA, 1308 nt
Organism: Effrenium voratum
Lineage: Eukaryota; Dinophyceae; Suessiales; Symbiodiniaceae
Source: the annotation of a GenBank genome assembly
AUGUGCUCCAAAGUCGAGCAAACCAUGCGGCUGGCGGAUGCCAACGAGCUCCCCAAGGCUGGGCUCCAAAAGCAGCUUCGGGGCGUGGCGGGGUUUUUGCCUCUGCGGUCCCUGGCGGCCCUGUGGCAAAGCAGCCGCCGCGUGCAGGGCGUCUUCCGGGAAGCCCAUGCCAGCGGCUGGUUCUUGGGCACCUGCCUCGGCCUGGCUGUUUGGCCUUGGCGCCUGGAGCGCCACCUUCAAGCGGCCUGGCUCUGGCAGCUGCGCGCCUUCGCGCGCGCGAGCGUGAUACAUCCAGAUGACCUGCAGCCCGUGGAGAAGCUUCCCAACGGCAUCUCAAGGGCCGGGCUUUUGGAGGCCUACCGCCAGGUGAACCUGCGCGCUGCAGUGCGGCGGGCCUCGAUGGGCUCCGAUUUGGCACUGGCUCUGGCGCAGAGCAGCCUGCAGCCGGCAAUGGCUGCUUGGGCGCGGGCAUUGCCCAGGGUAGCCACUUGGACCCGGUGCACUGUGGAAAGCGCUGAGCAGAGCCUAAGCUGUCACAACUUUAGACCCAGGGAGGGCCUAGGCGUUCUCCCGCUCCAUGAAUGGUCAGAUUUUGGGUUUGGCUCGUGGAUUCGAUACGAGACGUCGCUACACCUGGAGUUGCAGGAGCGCGGCAGCUUCACUUUGCAUUUUACAGCAAACGAGGACUCCUGCGCUGACUCCGAUACUGGUCAUGGCGGGAACUGCGAGGUCAAGUGCACUUGCGACUGGGGACAUCAGUCCGUUACUCUGUUUUGCGUCCGUCAGGAUGUUGAUGGCUAUUUGUAUGGGAGGGGUCCCAGGUUGGACGUGCAGGCGGCGCCGCUUGCACGGAUCUCCGAAGCUUUGCUGGGGAUUGUGGAUCAUCCUGCCUCUCUCCUCCUGCUUUGGCGCCUGCUGUGUGCCCCCACUGCCACGUGGCCUCGCUGGGAAGGUCCGUGGAAGGACCACCACUGCGCUUUGCUGGGGGGUCUCCUCAGACAGCCCGGGCAUCACAAGACUGCUGCUCAAGGGGUUUAUUUGGAGCUGCGGACGGUGUUCGAGACUGUGGCGCAGCAUCUGGCAGGAACUGGAGUUCCCGGAGCGGACGAGUCGAGAUACCCCUUUGACAGCCCCGCGUUGCUGGACGACUUGGCGCUCUUUGCGGCCGGCCCCCCGCACCUGAGGCAGCUACAAGCUCAACAGCAGGAGGCCGACCAAGCCAUUGGCGAGUUGGCAGCCGGGGGGCCUCUGGCACGUGAAGAUUGGCAGGGCCAGUCGACGGAGCGUCACGACAUGGAGGUGGACUAA